Molecule: messenger RNA, 4338 nt
Organism: Closterium sp. Yama58-4
Lineage: Eukaryota; Viridiplantae; Streptophyta; Zygnematophyceae; Desmidiales; Closteriaceae
Source: the annotation of a GenBank genome assembly
AUGUCUAUGGAUGAUGCUAGGUCUUAUGCGAUGUAUGCUGAUGUUGACUAUAGUGCUGCUGGAUCUGUUUACUUGCCUGUACCUAGCGUAGGAUCUUUGCCUGUUGCUAGAGUAGGUGCUGGUGUAGGAUCCUGUCUAGCUACUAGUACAGGUGCUCCCUCGGCGGACGCGUCGCUCUCCUUCACACUGGACUCCGGAGCGACGCAGUGCUUCUUCCGCGACAGCACGACUCUUACUCCACUCUCGGCGCCGGUUUCUGUAGCACUGGCCGAUCCCUCUUCGGGACCGGUCAUUGCGACUCACGCCACUACCCUCCCGUGCCCAGCUGCCCCUUCCGGUUCUCUGACCGGCCUCCACGUUCCUACUUUCUCUAGGAACCUGGUUGGUGUGGCUCCUCUGGCGAGACAGCACGUCGGGGUCUGGUUUGAGCCUUCUGGUGACACUGCAGUCUGUGUGGACGGUGACACGUACGCCCCUCUGGCCACUUUUCGUCAGGAGCCGGGCUCUGGUCUGUACACCCUCCACACCGACACCCGUCCGGUUCCCCCGUCCCACCAGGUAGCCAGGUCCAGUCAGGUAGCUGUGCCAGGUCUAGUGGCUGCGUCGUGCUCGUGUCGGUCGCUGUCCCACCCUGUCCUCCUCUGGCACCACCGCCUUGGUCACCCGUCCCUCUCUCGUCUCCGCGCUAUGUCCAGUCAGCGUCUUGUCUUAGGCCUCCCCCGCGACCUCCCGCCGCUCCCGCCGUCCCCCGCUCCUCCGUGCGGUCCUUGUGUCCAGGGUCGGCUGCGCGCCACUCCUCACUCCUCCUCCCUUCGUCCAGCCUCCGAGCCCUUUGAGACACUCCACUUAGACGUCUGGGGCCCCGCUUCCCGGCUUGGACCUGAGCGAGAGAGCUUCUUUCUAGUGGUCGUUGACGACUACUCUCGGUACACCACCGUGUUCCCUUUGGCGAAGAAGUCCGACGUGACUUCCACGUUGAUCCGGUGGCUGCUCGCCACCGAGAGUACUCGUCGUCGUCGUGUCAGUUGUCUCCACUCCGACCGUGGGGGUGAGUUUCGCUCCGGCAUUCUCGCCAGAUUCUGUGCUGAGCAGGGCAUCACCCAGUCCUGGACUCUUCCAGACUCUCCACAGCAGAAUGGGGUUGCUGAGCGCCGGCUAGGCCUGGUCAUGGAGAUUGCCCGCACCUCCAUGAUCCACGCCCGCGCGCCCCAUUUUCUGUGGCCCUACGCGGCUCGGUACGCCGCUCACCAGCUGAACCUCUGGCCUCGCGUCUCUCGGCCAGGGGCUUCACCGACCAGUCUUUGGACAGGGUCCCCUGGUGUUGCGUCGAGGUUUAGUGUCUGGGGCUGCUUGGCGCUUGUCCGCGACACCUCUGCGGACAAGCUCUCACCUCGCGGCGUCCCCUGUGUCUUCCUUGGUUUCCCUGAGGCCUCCUCUGACUUCACCUUUUACCACCCUCCCUCCCACCGGUUCUUUGACUCUCGUGACGUCAGUUUCGACGAGUCCGUCCCCUACUACGUCCGGUACCCCUGUCGAGGUCUCCCGGUUCCCCCCCCUCCCCUCUUCCUCGCCCCAGCUCCUCCUCCUCCCGCUCCCUCUCCUCCGGUACCCCCCCCGGUUCCCGCUCCGUCAGGUGUGUCACAGGCUACCCCCCCUCCCUCGGUACCCCCCCAGGUCUCUCCUCCUUCCCCACAGUCGUCCUCACAGCCUCCGCAGCAGCCGUCGGCGCUUCCUCUCCCGGCCACUGCGGACUCUGAGGGUGUUGGUGCUCGAGGUGAGGGCUCUGGCGGUGCCGGUUCUGGGGGUGUUGGAGUUGGAGCUGAGCGUGCACCUGCCGCAGCUGCACGUCCCGAGCGUGUUGGAGUCGGUGGUGGUGCUGGAGCUGGUCGUGUUUCUGGAGCUGGAGAGUCUGGGGCUGGUGCUGGUGCCACUGGGCGCACCACGACUGGGGGUGCGGGUUUGCCUUCCACAGGUGCUGGUCGUGCUGCAGCGGGGGGCACUCGCUCUGGGGGUGCUCAGCCGGGCGCUGUCGAGGGUGGAGCCGGUUCUUCGUCUUCCUCUCCUGACCUCACUCCUCCUCCUCACUCCUACCCGACUCGACACCAGGCCCGUCUUCGUCUUGAGCGUGAGGAGCAGCAGCGUUUGGAGCGCGAGAGGUUGGAGGUUCAGCAGCGGGUGGAGCGUGAGAGGUUGGAGUUGCAGCGGGAGCAGCAGCAGCAGCAGCAGCAGCCGGAGCAGUCUCCGGCCCCUGUUUCUGGCCUUCGGGCCCUUGGUCUCCCCUCCUCUCCUCCUGUGUUCGGUCCUACGUUUCCUCCUCCGGACUCAGCUCCGGCUGUGUUCCCUCGUUCUCGCUCUCCCCCCUCUCCCUCUCCACUUGCCCACACUUGGGCUCCUCGUUCUCCUCGUGCUCGUCCCUCGUCCCCCGUCACUGACCUCCGUGCCGCCUUGUUUCACCCUAGCCCUCCUCGUUCUCCUCCGUCUGUUCUUCCUCGUCCUCCGGAGUCGUCCCUCACUGCCGCCCUGUCCACUCCUGUCACUGACUACUACCGCACUUACCGUCCCACUCUCUCUCGCGUUCUCGCCUCUCUUGUUACAGACCCUCGUGCCUCUCCUUCCUCUGUCGCAGUCCUCACUGCCGCUGUCACUGACUUUACUGCCACGCGUCGCCUUGACUACGCCACUCGUGUUGUGGCAGCUCCUCCUGUCCGUCCUCUGUCCGCCGGGGGUGUGUCUGCCCUUGGCUGUGACGUCCUAGAGGACAGACAGUUUGAGCUAGAGUUCUUAGCAGCCGCUUCGCCUCAUCUCUGUGCCAUGCUCCUUGCUCCUGAGGGUGACCCCGACGCUCCUGACAUACCUACUCCUCGCACUUACGCUGAGGCAGUGUCAGGGCCUUGGGCCUCUCAGUGGCGAGCUGCCAUGGACGCAGAGAUGGCCUCCUACAGGUCCACAGGCACUUACGUUGACGACGUUCCCCCACCAGGGGCGAACAUAGUCGACGGCAUGUGGAUCUUCAAGGUGAAGCGGCCGUCGGGAUCUCCCCCAGUCUUCAAGGCACGUUACGUGGCUAGAGGGUUUAGUCAGCGCGAGGGGGUUGACUUCUUUCAGACCUUUGCGCCCACCCCGAAGAUGACCACUCUUCGGGUGUUGCUUCACGUAGCGGCGCAGAGAGACUACGAGCUACACUCCCUCGACUUCUCCACAGCGUUCCUGCAGGGCCGCCUACACGAGGAGAUCUGGCUGCGUCGUCCUCCGGGCUUCACUGGCACCUUCCCGCCUGGGACCCAGUGGAGCCUCAGACGACCGGUUGUCGGUCUCCGCCAGGCACCCCGCGAGUGGCACGACACUCUUCGUUCUACUCUUUCCGACCUUGGUUUUCAGCCGUCCUCCGCCGACCCGUCGCUGUUUGUUCGUCGUGGGCGCACACCUUUCUUUGUUCUGGUCUACGUUGACGACUUGGUCUUCGCCACAGCCGACACUGUUGCACUGGCGGAGGUGAAGUCCGAACUGCAGAAGAGACACACCUGCACUGACCUUGGGGAACUGCGCCGCUACCUUGGCUUGCAGAUCUCCAGGGACAGAGCCGCUCGCACCAUCACUCUGACUCAGUCACACAUGGUGCAGCAGGUCCUUCAGCGGUUCGGGCUUCAGCACUCCUCUCCCACACCCACUCCUCUUGCUGUAGACCACAGACUCACUGGGCCUUUUCCUGACGAGCCGUUCGAGCCCAGUGGUCCCUACGCAGAGCUGGUGGGCUGCCUCAUGUACCUGAUGACGUGCACUCGCCCGGACCUCGCCUUCCCUCUUAGCAUCCUUUCUCGCUUUGUUGCGACUGGGAGACACCGUCCUGUUCACUGGACGGCGGCUAAGAGGGUGGCGAAGUACCUGGCCACGACGUCAGACAUGGGGCUUGUACUUGGAGGGACUCAGCCAGUUGUUCUCACCGGUCACUGUGACUCCUCGUACGCUGACGACGCUGAGACUCAGAGGUCUACACAGGGUUACUGUUUCGGUCUUGGUUCUGGAGCUGUUUCGUGGAGGUCUACUCGGUCCUCCUCUGUUGCGACUUCUACCGCAGAGGCCGAGAUCUACGCUGGAGCCCUUGCUGCACAGGAGCUGCGCUGGUUGACCUUCUUGCUCACUGACCUUGGCGAGCGGCCGAGCUCUGCACCGACCUUGUUUGCUGACAACAAGGCGAUGAUUCUCCUGUGUCAUGAGCCUCGACUGGAGAGCAGAGUGAAGCACAUUGACGUCAGGUACUUCCUCCUUCGAGAGUUGCAGAGACGCGGACAGGCUCGUCUGGACUUUGUGGCCUCCGAGGCCAACACUGCAGACUUGUGA